UGCGUACAAGGGCUGGUGAGUGACAGUGUAUGGCGGCGUGUAGCAGCAGCUGGAGUUUACUUUCAGUACAGGGUUUUAAAUAGUUAUUUUAGGUAGAUUAGUUGAACUAACAGCUUCAUGUGAUUUGGUCAUGUUUUAAUUUGAUAUAUAUUUAAAGGACAGUAGGUUUAAAGGUGAACAGGUUUGGUUUUCAAUCAUCCCAUUAAUGAGCUCUGAGAUUGUACACAGAUUUCUCUUUCCGCAUGCUGGUUGGUGAAUUCAGACUCUGAUAUUGAACAAUUAUGGGUCCAAUAAAGAAGAAAGCCAUCCCUGACAGAUGGACUGAUUAUAAUGCAGUGGGAAAGAGGAUCCCUGGCACGCGCUUCAUUGCAUUUAAAGUGCCUUUAAAACAGGCUUUGAGGAGGCAUCUGAGUGACUCUGAGGUGUUCGGACCCUUCGAACUGAUGGAUGUAUUAAAGAAGGAAGGUGAAGAACUCGGCCUCAUCAUCGAUCUCACCUACACUACACGCUACUACCAGCCCCAGGAUUUACCAGACACGCUGCACUACCUUAAGAUCUUUACAGCAGGACAUGAGGUGCCGAGUGACUCCAACAUCCUGAGCUUUAAAAAGGCUGUGAGAAACUUUCUGCGUGAGAACCAGAACAACGAUAAACUGAUCGGGGUUCACUGCACCCAUGGCCUCAACCGGACCGGAUACCUUGUGUGCAGGUGUGUGUGCAGAUACCUGAUUGAUGUAGAUGGUGUUGAACCUCAUGAAGCCAUCGACUUGUUCAACAAGUCCCGCGGUCACGCUAUCGAGAGAGAGAAUUACUUGGACGAUCUGAAAUCAGGGCCGAAGCGCAGUAAUGAUGGAAUGGAGGAACCAGAACAGGAGCCUGUCAGAGGCACAGCAACAAGCAGGAGUUCUAUGACUGUCCCGGAACCUCACCCUUCAUUCAGGAGAAGAGAACAUCACUAUCAUGAUCACUAUGAACCUUUCAACCAGAGAUGGGAUGAAGACCACACGAGACCUUGCCAACCUCCUCUAUAUCCUCCACCUCCUCAUGGGGCUCCUCCUUUUCCCUUACACCCUUCUCUGCCUUUCAGGGGUCCACCUCUCCUACCCACACCACCUUCUUUCAAUUCAUGGCCUAGCUUUAGACCGGGCCGGUACCCUGUUCCUGCUCCGAACCCUGCCUUCAUGCCGCGCUACACCUUCGGAGAACAGCCUCGGCAUGCACGAUGGAAAAAACAAAGAACUCCUUAUAAACCCCCAAAUGGUUCUCCAUACUCACACUAACUAUACACAGUCUCUUCCAAAUAAUGCCAUUCACAUGGACAAGGGUUACAGUUUAGAAAUGUUUUAUUGAUUUUUGACCUUUUAGCUUUAAAAUUUAUUUAAUGGGUUUAAAAGUUAUUAAUUGUUCUAUUAAAGUUUUUAUAAAACUCUAUGAUGGAGCAGAUUCUAACUCUAUCAGAUCAGUUAUUUCUGUUGCAUAUCAGCCAUCCAUGUGAUCUGGAUUCUACUUGUACCUCCAAGAAAUCAGGUGUGCAAUUAUGGACACUUUUCUUUGCUUUUCUUUUUUUAAAUGCUGGUCACAUCUUUGUUUAGACUGCCAGGAAUAAUGGCACAGGAGGUUGCCAUGCCAACACUUACGGUAGUCAAGUGAAGAUGGUGUAUGUAAAGUGUUGCAUCUUAUUAAACACUCAAGUUCAUUA
Messenger RNA from Silurus meridionalis, 1699 nucleotides. It is a transcript of the gene dusp11, whose product is annotated as dual specificity phosphatase 11 (RNA/RNP complex 1-interacting). The record is from RefSeq and is a predicted model, not a curated record. Gene Ontology annotation, molecular function: polynucleotide 5'-phosphatase activity; protein tyrosine/serine/threonine phosphatase activity. Bases 282 to 1280 code for a protein of 332 amino acids. The transcript is spliced from 9 exons. Gene Ontology annotation, biological process: protein dephosphorylation. Lineage: Eukaryota; Metazoa; Chordata; Actinopteri; Siluriformes; Siluridae.